AUGCAUGAACUGUUACUCUUCGCCUCGGUUCCCGCUCAUCAACAUCAUGAGCUGCUCCAACAGCUGGCCGGGUUGACGGCCAUGCAACCGCGUCACCGCUUAGAACGGCGUUUGGUCUUCAAGGCCUUUCGAAAGCCGGGACUGGUCAAUACCCAUGUCGGAGCCACUCAGGACGUACAAGGCCCCGAUAUGCAGCGUCUGAAUAAAAUGCUGAACGGAGGCAUGUUCUAUACUCAGGUGAUCGGACCUGUUUCCGAGGCGGACUUGGGUGCUAACCCUCCACCAACCUCGCUCGGAGAUACUGACGCGUCCAUGGCCGGCACGGACGAGGACGGUGGACAUCGUUACAGCUACGACCAUCAGACCUGGAGGCUAGAGUUUAGAGAUAUCCCCGAGGCCGGGACUCGUUCGGCCGUCACCACCCGACUGACGGCCAGUGCCGGUCUGCCCAAAGGUGAUAUCGUAACCCCCAUGAAUGCCUGGGGCUAUAGUUAUGUCACCGAAUAUAUGGUGGAGGGCGAUAUCUUCAUUCUGAACGACAUCGUCAUCUUUCUCCAUCGCGUCCUACAAUACCCCAGCGAGGGCCAAGAACCACAUGAACCUCGGCGCCAACUGCCUCCUCUCCAGCAGAUGACUUCCCUGGACAGAACCGGGAGCUACGUGCUGCAAGCAUCCAUUACAGUCCAGGAUGGCGGCAACCAAGAAAUGAUGAAGACUGCCUCGCAGCAUCUGUUUGGCCUUCGGGAACAGUUGAAGUCGGCUGUCCGGCUGGAACAGGCGGAUCGACUCUCUCUGGACACGCGAGCCAAAUAG
Messenger RNA from Aspergillus melleus, 813 nucleotides. It is a transcript of the gene srb5, whose product is annotated as mediator of RNA polymerase II transcription subunit 18. The record is from RefSeq and is a predicted model, not a curated record. Bases 1 to 813 code for a protein of 270 amino acids. Gene Ontology annotation, biological process: regulation of transcription by RNA polymerase II; termination of RNA polymerase II transcription. NCBI's taxonomy places the organism in Eukaryota, Fungi, Ascomycota, Eurotiomycetes, Eurotiales, Aspergillaceae. The transcript has 2 exons. Gene Ontology annotation, molecular function: transcription coregulator activity. Gene Ontology annotation, cellular component: core mediator complex; mediator complex.